Molecule: messenger RNA, 1866 nt
Organism: Mya arenaria
Lineage: Eukaryota; Metazoa; Mollusca; Bivalvia; Myida; Myidae
Product: solute carrier family 13 member 2-like
Exons: 14
Coding region: 1-1866 (621 amino acids)
Biological process (GO): monoatomic anion transmembrane transport
Cellular component (GO): membrane
Molecular function (GO): transmembrane transporter activity
Source: RefSeq, a predicted model, not a curated record
AUGGGUAAGUUAAGUAUUUGUACUCAAACUCUUGUGUCGACAAAAUGUAUUUGGAUGACUGUGGCUGCCUUUGGUUUACCCAUAGGACUUCUAACAAAUUAUAAUCCGGACUUAAAACAGGAGUCGAAAUGUGCUUACGUUAUCAUAGUUAUGGCCUUGUUGUGGCUUACGGAGGCGUUACCAACAGCGGUGACGUCACUUCUUCCUGUGUUCCUGUUUCCGAUGGUAGGCGUUGCUCCGGCAAGAUUGAUUAGCUCCACCUACUUUUCGGACAUAUCGAUGCUGUUUCUUGGAGGUCUGCUCAUUGCUAUGGCCCUGGAGGAGACGAGACUUCAUACCAGGAUAUCCCUAUACGUCUUGGUUCUUGUAGGAGCUCAGCCAAUCAUGUUAGUGCUUGGGGCACUGGUAUCAACCUGGUUGCUGUCUUUCUGGAUAAACAACACAUCAGCCACCGCCAUGAUGAUUCCUAUCAUAUUGGCCGUGUGUGAGUCUGUCCGGGAAGUCAAGGCUCAGACAGAUUUACAGAUAAAUGAGAAUCCAGCCUUUGAACUUACGGAAGAAUUUGAUGAAAUUAGUGCAGAGAACUCAAAACAACGAUAUGAAUUUGCCAUAAAUAUGCCGAGGUCCAGUUUAACUGUCACUAAAAAGAUCGAUUGCGAAAAUAUUAGAGAGGAAAAUGUGGAAUUGGACAAUGAGCACGAGGACGACACGAAUAGAACACCAUCAGAUAAGAAGAAGAAAGAUGAAGCGUUUAAGGCUCUUGCAAAAGCACUUUCUUUGAGCGUGGCAUACGGAGCAUACUUUGGCGGAAUUGCAACUAUAACUGGGACACCAGUAAAUCUUGUUCUGAAAGACGUCGCCGACAAGUUUUACAGAGAUAACGGCCAUAAUGAGUCCCCAAUAACGUUUGCAUCCUGGAUGGGAUUCGCUCUUCCGUUGUCCUGUAUGACUCUCGUCUUCGGUUGGUUGUGGUUGUCGUUCCGUUUUCUGGGUUUCAGCUGUUUGAAGAGAAUGGACCCUGUUAAAAAAUCAGCAUUCAAUGCGGCGAUCAAGAGGCGAGCUGAAGCUCUUGGACGUAUAUCAUUUGGUGAGGGCCAAGUUGUGAUUGUUUUUGUUUCCAUGGUCUUAUUGUGGCUGUUCCGAAAUCCUCCAAUCAUUUCUGGAUGGGGCGACUUGUUUGUUGAUACAGACAUCAACGACGGACAGAGCCUAGUUUCCGACUCCACGCCAUGCAUCCUUUUGGGAACCUUGCUAUUUAUCCUUCCGGAAAAGAGGCCAAACAUUCUGUGCUGGAGGAAAGGCAAACCUUCCUACACGCCUAUCCUUAAAUGGCAGGUGGUGACCAAGCGGCUACCAUGGGGUGUUCUCAUACUUGUGGGAGGCGGGUUUGCAAUGGCUCGAGCGAGUCAGGAAUCCGGUCUCUCUACUUGGAUAGGCGAGCAGCUCAAGUUACUUGGCGGUUUUCAUCCACUUGUGAUGGACCUUCUAAUUCUUACAGUGGUUUCCUUUAUAACCGAACUGAUGAGUAACUCAGCAACGGUACAACUGGUUGUGCCGAUUUUGAGAGAUAUGCCCCUAUCUCUUGGAACAAAUCCUCUACACCUGAUGAUAUCAGGAACAAUAGCAUGUUCGUUCUCGUUCAUGCUGCCAGUAUCUGCGCCAUCAUGCGCCAUGGCAUUUGCGACUGGAUAUAUCCCUAUUCAAGACAUGGCCUUAGCUGGGUUGCCAAUGAAGAUAAUUGGCAUAGGCUGUACAAUGUUAGCUGUGAAUACAUGGGGCACAACCAUGUUUGAUCUUGAUACGCUGCCUGAUUUUCUGCAGAAUAACACCACAAACACUACAACGACAACGAUACAAUCUGUAUGA